AUGUUUGAAGAACUAUAUUUAUAUAUACUGCGCAGCAUUCCAUGCAACAAGAAAGGUGGAAUUCGAUUCACCGUAACAGGGAAUCCUUAUUUCAACCCAGUGGCAGUAUGGAAUGUUGGGGGAGCUGGAGAUGUGAUAGGCUUGCAAGUGAAGGGUCAUCGGAAGCUGAAAUGGACAGCAAUGAAGCGAAACUGGGGUCAGAAGUGGGAAACCAAUGCAAUGAUGGCAGGGGAGUCGUUGACCUUCAGGGUUAGAGCAAGUGAUGGGAGAUACUCAACCUCAUGGCACAUUGCCCCCAAGAAUUGGCAAUUUGGUCAGACUUUCGAGGGCAAGAACUUCAAGUAG
This is a messenger RNA of Corylus avellana, 345 nucleotides long. Lineage: Eukaryota; Viridiplantae; Streptophyta; Magnoliopsida; Fagales; Betulaceae. The record is from RefSeq and is a predicted model, not a curated record.